AUGAUCUCCCGGGCAGCAUUAGGAGUGUUGCGGUCGAGGGGGGUGAUCCUUCCCCUCUCCUCAGCACUGGUGAGGCCACGCCUGGAGCGCCGUGUCCAGCGCUGGGCUCCCCAGUACAAGGGAGACACGGACAUACUGGAGAGAGGCAAGCCCUAUGUCUUCGACCGUGUCUUCCCCCCCAACACCACCCAGGAGCAGGUCUACCACGCCUGUGCCAUGCAGAUCGUCAAGGAUGUGCUGGCCGGGUACAACGGCACCAUCUUCGCCUACGGGCAGACGUCAUCGGGCAAGACCCACACCAUGGAGUUGCAUGACCCCCAGCAGAUGGGCAUCAUCCCGCGCAUCGCCCAGGACAUCUUCAACCACAUCUACUCCAUGGACGAGAACCUCGAGUUCCACAUCAAGGUUUCUUACUUUGAAAUUUAUCUGGACAAGAUCCGGGACCUGCUGGACAUGACCAAGACCAACCUGUCGGUGCACGAGGACAAGAACAGGGUUCCCUACAGAUCAAAAAAAAGGCCGGCUCGGAGGGGCUGCACCGAGCGCUUCGUCUCCAGCCCCGAGGAGAUCCUGGACGUGAUCGAUGAGGGGAAAUCCAACCGGCAUGUGGCUGUCACCAACAUGAACGAGCACAGCUCCCGCAGCCACAGCAUCUUCCUCAUCAACAUCAAGCAGGAGAACGUGGAGACAGAGCAGAAGCUCAGCGGGAAGCUCUACCUGGUCGACCUGGCUGGGAGUGAGAAGGUCAGCAAGACAGGGGCUGAGGGGGCUGUGCUGGAUGAGGCCAAGAACAUCAACAAGUCGCUGUCGGCACUGGGCAACGUCAUCUCGGCCCUGGCCGAGGGCACGAAGGCCUACGUGCCCUACCGGGACAGCAAGAUGACGCGGAUCCUGCAGGACUCGCUGGGGGGGAACUGCCGCACCACCAUGUUCAUCUGCUGCUCCCCCUCCAGCUACAAUGACGCCGAGACCAAGUCCACCCUCAUGUUCGGGCAGAGGGCCAAGACCAUCAAGAACACGGCGUCGGUGAACCUGGAGCUGACAGCCGAGCAGUGGAACAAGAAGUAUGAGAAGGAGAAGGAGAAGAACAAGGCGCUGAAGGAGACCAUCGGGAAGCUGGAGGCCGAGCUGAGCCGCUGGCGGAGUGGGGAGGCCGUGCCCGAGACAGAGCAGCUGAGCGGGCCUGAGGCGGAGGCCGGGACAGGCGAAGGAACAGGUGAGGGGACAGGGACAGGAUCCGUUGGCGAGACACCCCUCAAUGACAACAGCUCCUCCAUCGUCAUCCACAUCUCCGACGAGGAGCGCCGCAAGUACGAGGAGGAGAUCCGCAAGCUCUACAAGCAGCUGGAUGACAAGGCCGAGGACACCGGCCGCCACAACCGCCGGCUGGCUGAUGAGCUGGCCCGCACCGAGGUGACCCCCCCGGGACCCCCGGCUGAGACCCCCGGCAGGCACCCAACUGGGAUUCCCAAUGGGAUCCCUACUGGGAACCCCACUAGCCCCCACUGGGAACCCCAAAGUGGCUUCUCAACUGGGAACCCCACUGGGACCUUACUGGGAACCCCAAUUGCCGGCCCAGCUGGGAUGUCUACUGGGCCCAGCUGGAAUCUCUACUGGGAUCCCCACUAG
Molecule: messenger RNA, 1629 nt
Organism: Aptenodytes forsteri (emperor penguin)
Lineage: Eukaryota; Metazoa; Chordata; Aves; Sphenisciformes; Spheniscidae
Product: kinesin heavy chain-like
Exons: 13
Coding region: 1-1629 (542 amino acids)
Biological process (GO): microtubule-based movement
Molecular function (GO): microtubule motor activity; microtubule binding; ATP binding
Source: RefSeq, a predicted model, not a curated record